CUCACUUCUCAUUGAAGGGCCGAUUAACGAACACAUAUUCCGCUUCUCGAAAAAAAAAAAUUCCCAAAAAUUUUUUUUAUAUUUUAAACAAUCCUAAAAUGAAUAACUCCAAACGCUCGCGACUCAGCGACAAGGAUGAAGGUCCGUGCAAAAUUCGAAAAGCGACCAACCUGUCGGAUAAGAAGGCAAUCGUAGAUCUAUUCUCUAGUUUCGUGAAUACACAUCAUUUUCGACCCAACCCCGAUGGUCAGAGGAUUGAUAAAAUAAUUGUAAUAAAGUUAGUGGAACGCUUAGAAACUACAGAUGUAAAUGAUCGCAAAUUUAUGCAGAGUAUAUUGCGGCGCGUCUAUUUAAAGUGCACCGACUUGCGUCUAUUUAUUCGAAAUCAGCUCAACGAUGUAUUCUUUCGAUUGAUUUUCGAAGGAACUGACUUUCAUUGCAUCCCAGAAAUUCUGGAAAUUUACUAUGAUAUAAUCAAGGGAUUUACUCAACCAUAUGAGACUGAACAUGAGCAACUGCUCUUUAAGAUCCUUUUGCCUUUGCACAAGCCGCCAUCGUUAACAAAGUAUUUUCAUCAGCUGAUAAAAUGCAUUAUUGCAUUCCUUAACCAAUAUCCAUCUUUCAUUGAAAAAUAUGUCAAAGGUCUUCUACGGCUCUGGCCGAAGACGUCCUUUACUAAGGUGACAUUGUUUCUAAGCGAGAUUGCCAGAAUUUUGGUAAUAAAAAAUGAGCAAGAGGUCAAGAAAGUCAUGCUGACGAUUUUUAAUCAUAUUGCAAAAUGUCUGUGUGAUGAAAGCAAUAAGAUAGCCGAGCACACUCUUCUUUUGUGGAAAAACAAUGCGGUUUUGGAGGUUAUACAUCGAAACCACGCGCUCAUCAUGCCCAUUGUAUAUCCACACGUAUUACGCGUAUUGAUACGUCAUUAUAUGAGAAAACCAAUGCAAACGAAUGCCUCCAUUGCUUUAUGUACUUUACUAAAAAUGAACAAUCCGAUGCUUAGAUGCCUGACUACUGUAUGCAUGAGCACCGAUCAUAGACCGAUGAAACACGACGCCGAGAAUUCUAUACCUAAGUAGAUUAUAUAAGAACUACAUUAAUGAUAACAACAGAAACAUUGCAUAUUUAUUUUAUAUGUCAAUAUUUCUUAACACUUCAUACUUUACAAACCAUAAAGAACUUUUAGCACAAUCGAAAUAUAUCUGCAAGCGGGCUAAUCUUUUCAAUGCUGAUCAAAUUAAGACAUAAACACGUUCCUGCAUAUACAUGAUCAAUCGCCAAAAAUUAAUCAAUUAAUCGAGGAUUUUAUACGGACUUUUGCAUACAACUUAAAAAUGGUGGCUUGAUAAUUAUCACAAAACAAUAUGACAAAACGGAAAAAAUGCAACCGAAUUUCGUGCGUUGUGUAUUCGUGGUGGAAUUGAAAACGAUAUUUUGAUAGUGAUGCUGAUAUGGAUAUUGAUAUUGAUCCACCUGCGAUCAACAACGUCGACGACCGGCAAAUAUAUAUGAACUCGACUAUGAUUUAUGAUCGCACCGAAUAAAAAAAAAAAAAAAACAAAACGAGCAACGCUGGACAACAGGUCAUAUUAAAGGAAGCGCGAAAGAGACGGUGCCAAGAGGUGCGACAGAGAGGGCCACACAAACAAGUCAAAUGUCAGAGGUUCGGCAUAGUGAAAUAAUUGAGCAAUUAAUUAAACCGGCGAAAAGAAAAAAAAAAUUAUAGAAAAAUCGUAAGAAGCGGAGGAACCAAUAUUCGGUGUAUAAAAGGCCACAAAUCAUCAAGGGGGAGCAUCAUUAAGCCAACAACUGAAAACCAUU
This is a messenger RNA of Drosophila melanogaster (fruit fly), 1818 nucleotides long. RefSeq lists its product as uncharacterized. The transcript is spliced from 4 exons. Gene Ontology annotation, cellular component: protein phosphatase type 2A complex. Bases 99 to 1076 code for a protein of 325 amino acids. The record is from RefSeq and is marked reviewed. Gene Ontology annotation, molecular function: protein phosphatase regulator activity. Gene Ontology annotation, biological process: signal transduction. NCBI's taxonomy places the organism in Eukaryota, Metazoa, Arthropoda, Insecta, Diptera, Drosophilidae.